AUGAUGUGUCUGUUUUCACAUCUACUACUAAUUUUCUUCACGCUCUUUACCUCAGCGCUCUCCAAGACUCAUACUUUUGAUUGGGACGUGACUUAUGUAACCGCGAAUCCAGAUGGUGUAUUUGAAAGACGCAUGAUUGGGAUCAAUAAUCAGUGGCCAAACCCUACAAUCAAAGUGAAGAGAAAUGACCGAGUCAUUUUAAACCUCCACAACAGUUUGCCAGAUCGUAAUGCAUCGUUGCAUUUCCAUGGUUUAUUUCAAAAAGGCCAGAAUGGUCAAGAUGGACCAGAGUUGGUUACACAAUGUCCCAUUGCCCCUGGUUCAACAUUGACAUACGAUUUUGUUAUUGGCAACCAGACUGGUACAUAUUGGUACCAUUCGCAUAGUGGCACCCAGUACGGUGAUGGCUUAAGAGGAAUGUUUAUCAUUGAAGAAGACGAUUUUGACCAUUUGCCAUACAAAUUUGAUGAAGCUGUCGACCUUUCUGUGACUGAACACUAUCAUUUGGAAACUCCCCAGAUUAUGAAACAUUUUAUGUCGAGAUUUAAUCCCACAGGUGCAGAGCCAAUUCCUCAGAAUUCAUUAUUCAAUGAAACUAAAAAUGCUACAUGGACAGUAGAGCCAGACAAGACGUACCUUUUGAGGAUUGUUAAUAUGGGAUUAUUUGUUUCUCAGUACUUGUACAUUGAAGACCAUAAAUUUACAGUAGUGGAAAUCGAUGGUGUUCCAGUCGAACCAUACGAAACCGACUCUCUUUAUAUCACAGUUGGUCAAAGAUAUGCCGUGCUUGUUAGGACAAAGACAAGCACACCAAAAAAGAACUUUAGAUUUGCUAAUAUCUUGGAUGUAGAGAUGUUGGAUGAAAGACCAGAGGAUUUGGUGUUGGUGUCGACAAAUUAUAUGGUGUACAAUAAUAGCAAAGCCAAGAACCCACCACACUUGCCAUACCAUGAUUUUGAAGGUAUAGUUGAAAAGCUUGAAGGAUUUGAUGAUUUCGACUUGAAGCCGUCGAGUGGAGAAAAAUUAUUGCCAGAACCAGAUAUGACGAUUGCUGUGAACUUCUCAAUGGAAGUGUUGGGCGAUGGUGUUACUUAUGCUUUGUUCAAUGGUAAGUCGUAUACCCCACCUAAAGUUCCCACGUUGUACACUGUACUAUCGAGUGGUGAGUUGGCUACAAACCAGGAGAUUUAUGGCUCCAACACAAAUUCGUAUGUGUUGCAAGGAGGAGAAGUUAUUGAACUUGUUUUAAACAAUAAUGAUGAUGGAAAACACCCUUUCCAUCUACAUGGCCACAACUUCCAAGUCAUUGCAAGAAGCGAGGAAGGUGUUUCUGGUGAUCCUACAUUUUUUGAUCCCAAAAAUGAUUCAAUGACUGAAUACCCAGAAACUCCAAUGAUUAGAGAUACAAUUGAAGUUAAACCUAAUGGGUAUUUUGUGCUUCGUUUUGUUGCUGAAAACCCCGGGGUUUGGUUCUUUCAUUGCCAUGUCGAUUGGCAUUUGGAGCAAGGCUUGGCCUUGGUAUUUGUUGAAGACCCCGAGCAAAUACAAAAACACCAAAGCACAAUCAGCGAGAAUCAUAAACAAGUUUGUAAAGAUAUUCACGUUCCAGUCCAAGGUAACGCAGCAGGUAAUUUUGAGAACUUUUUGGACUUGACGGGACAAAACUUACAAGUUGCACCAUUGCCUGAGGGUUUCACAUCCAAGGGUUAUUUUGCCAUGGCUGCAUGUACCUUAAUUGCCAUCUAUGGACUUUGGUCUAUCUACAACUACGGUAUGGAAGAUGUCUCACAGGAUAACUCGGAAGUAGUUAUCGAUAAAUUGUACAAGAUCUUGAAUGAAUAUGGCGCUACGGGUUAG
Molecule: messenger RNA, 1857 nt
Organism: Lodderomyces elongisporus
Lineage: Eukaryota; Fungi; Ascomycota; Pichiomycetes; Serinales; Debaryomycetaceae
Gene: FET33
Product: putative oxidoreductase
Exons: 1
Coding region: 1-1857 (618 amino acids)
Biological process (GO): reductive iron assimilation; cellular response to iron ion starvation
Molecular function (GO): ferroxidase activity; copper ion binding
Source: RefSeq, a predicted model, not a curated record